This is a messenger RNA of Diaporthe amygdali, 3093 nucleotides long. RefSeq lists its product as uncharacterized. Gene Ontology annotation, molecular function: phosphopantetheine binding. The record is from RefSeq and is a predicted model, not a curated record. Lineage: Eukaryota; Fungi; Ascomycota; Sordariomycetes; Diaporthales; Diaporthaceae. The transcript is spliced from 5 exons. Bases 1 to 3093 code for a protein of 1030 amino acids.
AUGGCUCACCUCACUGAAGCCCAUCUCGCAUCCCUGUAUGACGAAUACGGUGAACUCAAAGUUCUGGACGACAUCAUUCGUCACCGGGCUGGAGAUCAUCCACCUCGGCCUAUACUAGGCUACCCUCGCUCUGAAGAGGGCGUUGACGACUACGAGCUGAUCACGGGCUUGGAUCUCGACAACUAUGUUGACGGUGCAGUGAGGAAAUUCAUAUCAAUGGGGCUCAAACCUAACGGGCGCCAAAUUGUUGCUCUGCUGGCCCCGUCUAACGUCGACUUCAUCGUCUCGUGGUUCGGGCUCAUGCGCCUUGGCUACACAGUCUUUUGUCUCUCUCUGCGGAUCCCACCAGCAGCAAUCAUCCACCUUCUAGGGAGCACUGGCUGUAACACCAUCGUACACGGGCAGACGGGCCCAAUAAGCCGCUCUCUUGACGCCGUAGCCGAGCAAUAUGCAUCUUUGUUGUGUUUGCCCAUCCCUGUCCGUAGCGAGUAUGCCACCGCUCGCCCCGAAGGAACUCCUCGCUUCGUCCGCCAGUUUGACAGGGAGACUGAGAAUGCUCAACCCGCCUUAAUAAUGCACUCCUCUGGGUCGACGGGAAUGCCCAAACCAGUGAUAUUGACUCACAAGGCCGUCCUCACCCACGCCACGCAGGGCGCUGGGAUGAACAACUUUGGUGCGCUUCCCUGGUUCCACAUGUACGGGAUAUCGACCUCGUUGCAAGCCAUGUACCGGGGUAAAAUUGCCAACUUGUACAACACGUCCUUGCCGUUGACGAGCGAUAACCUUGUUGCGGCCGUCCAGGCCACCAAGCCGGGCGUCGUACACUUUGUGCCAUAUGCCCUGGGAUUGCUAGCAGAGUCACCUAGGGGAGUUGAGUGUCUGAAGAGGUGCAAGAUUGUCACUUCUGCUGGGGCUCGUACUCCUGACGAGCUGGGCCACCGCCUUAUUGCAGAAGGUGUCAACUUGGCGGUAGUUUUUGGAACAACGGAGGCAGGGCUUGCUGGAGACUCGAUGCGGCGAGAACCUGGGGAUGACACGUGGGAAUAUGUCCGUUUCUACCACUACCAUCGCCCACAUAUCUAUAUGAAUCCUAUUGGUGGUGGACAGUACGAAGUUGUCUACCUUAAGGGCCACCCAGGCUUAACAACAUCAAAUUCAGAUCAUCCACGCCCAGGUUCUUGGCACUCCAAGGACGUUUUUGUGCCUCAUCCGACAAUUCCCGAGGCAUGGAAAUAUGUUACACGUCUCGACGACCGGAUCACUCUUGUCAAUGGCGAAAAAAUACUGCCUCUGGAUAUCGAAGGCCGCUUAAGAGAGGACAAGCUGGUGCGAGAAGCCAUGGUUGUCGGCGUCGAUAAGCCCGUACCCGGGCUCCUGGCGUUCAGGGCCACUGCGUCGGACCAUUUGUCCGAUGAAGCGUAUUUGGACGCAAUCUGGCCCUCCGUUGCUGAUGCAAACUCACGCUCUGAAGCAUUUGCGCAAAUAACAAGGGACAUGAUUGCUGUCAUUCCUUCGAGCAGAACCUAUCCGCAAACCGACAAGGGAAACAUCAUCCGUGCCCAGGUCUACAACAAGUUCUCGGACGAGAUAAAACAACUUUACAGUAGGCUGGAUGAGACACCUGAGGGCGGGCUCAAGUUGAACAUCCAUGAACUGGAGGAUUUCAUCACUUCUGCUUUCAAGAGCCACGCUGGCGUUCUCAUUCCAUCGGUCGAAGACGAUUUCUUUUCGUGUGGGGUUGAUAGCCUGCGUGCCAUCCAAAUCCGCCGCUUCAUCCAGAAGUCCAUCGACAUAGGCCGGAAUGAAUUGCCCUCGAACGUCGUCUACGAGCACGGCAACGUGAGGCAACUAGCGAUAUAUCUGUACUCCCUUCGAUGCGGCGAACGACUUACCAAUGGCGUGGGUCUCUCGGCGAUGAGCUCGCUAAUAGCCAAAUACUCAAACUUCCGACAGGCUGUGAUUCUUACAGGAGCAACGGGCAGCCUCGGGGCCCAUUUGCUUCACCAAAUGUUGGGAAACGAUAGCAUAGCUCGGGUAUACUGUCUAGUCCGAGGAUCAAACCCGAUGGACCGAGUAAUUGACUCGCUCUACCAGCGAGGUCUGCAGUCGACAAAGCUCAGCAGAUCGAAAAUCGUGGCCUUGGUCGCGGAUGUUUCGGAGCCCGACUUCGGCUUGGACAAAGCCACGGUCGAAGAGAUGAAGCAGACCGUGUCCAUAAUUAUUCAUGUGGCAUGGCCGGUGAAUUUCAACAUUAACCUGGCAUCCUUCGAGCCCCAUAUCAGAGGUGUCCACUCCCUGUUGAAGUUCUCAAUGUCUGUUCGCGGCCCGGAUCCAGCGCAGUUCUUCUUUUGCUCCUCCAUCAGCUCGGCAUUUGAUGCGCCGGCGGGAGUUCAUGUCUCCAACGGCCCCAUCACGGACCUCAGCUGGGCGAGCCCGACAGGGUACGCGCAAAGCAAGCUUGUCGCCGAGCACGUUGUCCUGAACGCUGCUGCUGCGGGGGCACGAAGCCGUGUGUUACGCAUCGGCCAAAUCGUUGGCGACGCACAGAACGGAAUAUGGAACGACCGCGAGUUCAUCCCGAGCAUGAUCCGUUCCGCCACUACUUUGAAGGCGCUGCCGUCAACAGGAGAGGAUUGCUCUUGGCUGCCGGUGGACAAGCUUGCCACUGCGAUCCUUCAGAUUGCGGAAAGGCUGUCAUCGUCUUCGAGCUCAAAGCUAUCCGGUGUCGCCCAGCAGAAUCAGGCCAUCGUCUACAAUAUGGUGAACCCCCAUAUAUUUACUUGGACAGACCUCUUGCGGGAGCUCAAGUCGGCGGGUCUAGAGUUUAAUGAGGUCUCACCCACCGAGUGGAUUGCAAAGCUCCGGCAAAGUGCCGAGAGCAGCGACGAGGAGCGGACUCCCGCAGUCAAACUCAUCAAUUACUUCGAGGAGCACUUUGAGAGAUUGGGAGAGGGGCCUCAUCUUAAGCGCAUUGAAUUUGAUGCGAGCGCGAUUCAGAGGGACUCCGAGGUGUUGAAGGACGCGCCCAGAAUGAUCGAGGACGGAUACAUUAGGAAGUUUCUGUCGCAAUGGAUGGUCCAGUGGAACAGCUAA